UGAGAGACGCGUAAUAUGGCGGGGAGAAGGAGGAGAAGGCGGCGGCGGACCCAGUUGCGCUGUGUCAGAACCAAUUGAGCCUUCUACUUCCUGACAAGGCGGGUGUCGAGGGGAGAGAAGCGAACCGGGCGGCGGAGGAUCAGAGUGACUGUGGAAGAUGGAGGGAUAUGAGGAGUUCUGUGAGAAGGCUCUGGCUAGAAUCCGAGAAACAUCCCCGACUUCAAACAGCUUUCUGCUUGCUCCGUCUGACAGCAUCUCACUGAUUCGCUUCCAUGGUGUAGCUGUGCUUUCCCCACUGCUUAACAUUGAGAAGAGGAAGGAAAUACAAGAAGAAAAGCAGAAAGCACUUGAUUUAGAAGGAAGAAAACAGGUUAACAGGAAGAAAGCCUUACUGACUCGGGUCCAGGAGAUUCUUGAAAAUGUUCAGGUUAGAAAAGCACCUAACGCCAGCGAUUUUGACCAGUGGGAGACUGAAACCAUUUUCUCCAAAUCAGAAGUCAGAGACUGGAAUGAGCCUGCUGCAUUUCCAGAUGGCUUGCCAAGCCCUGCAGAGCACUCUCCUUCAUCAGAGCUUGGCAAGAUGACGGAAAUGCUGCCAGUGGAUAAUGAGGACCAGGGCAAACCUAUCGGCGGGGACUUAGCUAGAGAUUCAGGGGAAUUUCAUUCUCUGAAGCAGUGCGAUAAUUCAGACAUUAGUCUUGCAGACACUGAAGCAUCUCCGAAGACCUCCUCAGCAACCCCACCACACACUGUCACGUCUGAUGGUCUCUUCUUAGCUGAUGAAGAACAUGAUCCAUCACUUCUGGCAGAAGUCACCCUGGAUCCCUACAUAAUGAGCCUGCAGAACCUGAUGAGAAAGUCGAAGGAAUUUCUAGAAAGAGAACAGUCAAGGCGCAGUCUGAGAAGUAGUGCUAAGAGGAGUGUUAGUGAGAGUAAUUCAGACAAAGAAAACGAUGCUGCUGAGGUGGGUGACUCUGUGAAGGACAAGGCCCCACUGACAGGCAAACCCUGUGGCUUAGCUAUUCCCGACAAGCCAAGCCUUAAUAAGUCCAACAUUCUCCUCCAGGGUGCCUCCGCUCAAGCAAGCACCACAAAGACAUCGGUUUUACCCAGCUUUUCUAAAGUAGACAUCCCUAUACGAACUGGCCAUCCCACUAUUUCACAUUCUGAGUCUGAUGUUAAAGUUAUUCCUGCUUUCAUUACUGAAAAUCACAUCAUCAGAAGCCUUACAGACUCAUAUGCCAAAUUACCUAGUCCAGAGCCAAGUCUGAGUCCCAAAAUGCAUCGAAGGCGUUCCAGGCCUUCAUCAGCAUGUCACAUACUUAUAAACAACCCAAUAAAUGCUUGUGAAUUAAGCCCUAAAGGAAAAGAGCAGGCAGUGGACAUGAUUGUUGCAGCUACCGAUGACAAAACAAAUGUACCUGAAGCUGUGCCAAAGCUACCUACUGAGGCAGCAGGCGUUUGCUUGAGCAGGACUUAUGUCAGCAAAAACUCUUCUGAAUCCACGGAGGAUAUGGUUGUAGGUAAAUCAAGUCAGGCUUGUCAGUCUUCAGGAGAUCAGUUAGGAAAUAAAGUUACUCCUGGACUUGCUACCAUAGAAGAUCAGUUGGCAUCUGAUGAGAGAGGAGCACACAAAGUGAAUAGUUCUUGUGCUGUAGGCCCUAAGCUGCACGAGCUUCGUGUCACCAGUCAGUGUGUAGCAGGUCAUAGCUUUGGAACCGUGAGUGGACCCAAGUCAGCCCAUGUGUUAGAGAAAAACUCCUGCAAUUUACAAAUGGAACUGAAUAAGUCCUAUGAUGUAAAAAACCCAUCUCCUUUACUGAUGCAAAACCAGAAUACCAGACAGCAGAUGGACACACCUACAGUGCCCUGUGGAAAUGAGCAGUUUUUGGAUAACAGCUUUGAAAAAGUUAAGCGGAGACUUGAUUUAGAUAUUGAAAGUCUGCAAAAAGAAAACUGCCCUUAUGUCAGAACAACUGGAACAGCUGAAGAGGAAAGGCAACACUUGCCAGAGAAAAGAUUCCCCAAGGGAUCCUUCUUCCUGGAUAGGAAUAAAAUGUUAGAGACUAGUACCAAAGAAGGUGAGGAGGUACUAAAAAGCAGGAUGUUAGCUUUUGAAGAAAUGCGGAAGAGACUAGAAGAACAGCACGCCCAGCAGUUGUCACUACUCAUAGCUGAGCAGGAGAAGGAGCAGGAGAGAUUGCAAAAGGAAAUAGAAGAACAGGAGAAAAUGUUAAAAGAGAAGACGAUGGACGUCUCUGAAUUGAGCCUUAACAAUGCAGUAGAGUUAGAAUGGAGAAAAAUAAGUGACCCCGGUUUGCUAGAAACCAUGCUGUCUCAAGUGGACUCAUUCCACACUUCAAAUAGCUCUGGUUUCACAAAUUCUGCCCUACAAUAUAGCUUUGGUUCUGCAAAUGAAGCACCAUUCUACCUUUGGGGAGCAUCAGCGAGCGGUGUGGCCAGACUCUCAGUAGCAAGGCCUUUUGGAAGGGCCCACACUAGGUGGCCUCAGGUUUUUAGUCCAGAACUCCAGGCAAAAUUUAACAGAAUCACUGCAGUGGCAAAAGGAUUUCUUACUCGUAGGCUGAUGCAGACGGAUAAGCUGAAGCAGCUUCGGCAGACUGUGAAAGAUACCAUGGAGUUCAUAAGAAGCUUCCAGUCAGAAGCACCAUUAAAGAGAGGCGUAGUUUCAGCACAGGAUGCAUCGCUGCAGGAAAGAGUGUUAGCACAGCUGCGAGCUGCCCUGUAUGGUAUUCAUGACAUAUUCUUUGGAAUGAAUGCAGCUGAGAGAAUGUCUAUCCUACGUCACGAUCGAGAAGCCCGCAAGGAGAAGAUGCUCAGGCAGAUGGAUAAAAUGAAAAGUCCCCGAGUGGCUCUUUCAGCUGCAACACAGAAGUCUCUUGAUAGGAGGAAGUUCAUGAAAGCUGCUGAAAUGGGAAUGCCAAAUAAGAAAUUUCUGGCUAAACAAAAUCCUUCUGAGACAAGAGUCCUUCUGCCAAACCAAGGACAGAAUGCACCUGUUCAUAGGCUACUUAGUAGACAAGGCACCCCUAAGGCCUCAGUGAAGGGGGUUGUGCAAAAUAGACAGAAGCCUUCACAGAGCAGAGUGCCUAGCACAGCGCCUGUUUCAGGAGUAUGUGCAGGAAAAAUCCAAAGAAAGCGGCCAAAUGUUGCGACAAUUUAAGAAGACAGCAUUCAUUAGGGUAAAAGUGGGGAUAAGUUCCUUCCCAAGACUUGUAAUGGAACCCUGAACUGUGUACACAGCAAGGUGACAGCAAGGGCCCAGUGAGCAUCUGGACGCUCCUGCUCUGCUCUCUUCUCUUUGGAAACUUGGUCUGGGUGAAACGAGUUAGUGGUAGUGUUUGUCUCAUCUCUGUGCUCAAGCUACACAAACGUGUUUUAUGUUCCCAGAUGUCUAUAGAAACUCUUUUUGAAAACUUAAAAGGACAUUUGGAUUU
Messenger RNA from Castor canadensis (American beaver), 3458 nucleotides. It is a transcript of the gene Ccp110, whose product is annotated as centriolar coiled-coil protein 110. The record is from RefSeq and is a predicted model, not a curated record. Gene Ontology annotation, cellular component: centriole. NCBI's taxonomy places the organism in Eukaryota, Metazoa, Chordata, Mammalia, Rodentia, Castoridae. Gene Ontology annotation, biological process: regulation of cytokinesis; negative regulation of centriole elongation; ciliary basal body organization.